AUGUCAGCCAUUGCUCAAGCUGAUGGUGAUGAUGAUGAAGCCGAAGCAGUGAAUGAAGCAGAAGGACUCGAAUCUGCAUCAACAGCGACGACGACGAUGAUGAUGAUGAUGAUCGACGAGCCGCCGUCGCCACAUCGCAUCGACAUGCAGUUCUUCAAUCCCAGCAUUCACGAUACGAGUCAUGGUCGUGCUAGUAGUAGCAGCGGCGAUGGAACAGUUGCUGCUGAGCAUGGUCAAAGCCAGCGAAGCAUGGACUGGGACGCGGCGGAGGGGCGAGUCAAGCCUGGCCACCACGCGCUCGGGCUCACCCAGGCAGAGUUCUUUCGCUUCACUGCGACGGGCACGCGACACGAGACCAUCGCACAGACACUCGCGCAGAUCAAGACAUUCAUCAGGCAGCGCGACGAGCACGCGCGCCAGCAGGCAGCCCAGUCUGCGCGAACGACCUUGUCGUCGUCGUCGUCCUUGUCGUUGCCGUCGGCGUCCGCUUCCCACCAAGCACCGCCAAGUCGACCCGUCACCAACUUCCCAAGCGAUAUUCCAAUGGUUGUGCCGUUGCUGACAGCGCUACCGGCGGCGCCAAGCGCGCAGCUCACGUCAAAACUCGCGUUCGCUCCGUCGCGCCGUUCUGCCCUCACGCAAGACCGCUUGGGCCGCUACGCUCGGCUGUGUGAUCGGAGGGUGCAAAUAGCAUCCUACCGACCACCCCCACCACCUCCUCCUGCUGCUGCUGCUGCUGCGACUGCAGCGUCGUCCUCGGGCGCACCAUUAGCAGCCUCCUCCGCCGCUCCGCAGCAACAACCACCAGCGCCACUCACCCAGCUCGAAGUGAAAGAACUGUUGGAGCUGACGACAGCCAUCACGGCAGAGCAAGCCGAGUUUCGCAGCGAGUUUCGAGCCUGGGCGCUCCACCACUUUUUGGGCCGCUACUGGCAUGUGCCCACCGAAGUGCUUGGACUUGUGGAUCGUGUGCUGAGUCUGCAGCGAGCUGCGCUAGUCUCGCAAACACCGCCGUUCAUGCUCCGACACAGCAUAAGCUCGCUGCGAACGGUUGCGCUGCCGUCCGACCGCCUACCGUCGCAUCUUGCCCAUUUGUUGCAGGUUGGGCCAAAACCGGUUGAAAUCUCGUUCCAGCACAAGCUUCCACAGAUACCUCUCGACCAACCCUAUCACACAUUGAAAGCUCCUCAAGAGGCUGCGGCCGCCGCACCAGUCCCCAUCUGGCAAAAGUCGUCUCUGCCCCAAAUGUCUGCUGACGCCAAUGUGGCCGCUCUUGCGCAAGACAAAUCAUUCCAGGUCGCCGUUUCCGCUGGAACGUUCGCCAUGCUGGCAGCAAACGUCCGUGGGCGGUUUGACAGCGACUGGGACAUACCCUUUACGUUGUCCAACGUGACCAAGCCGGAUGGGCUGGUCGAGCGGCUCCUCGUCUUUGAUAAACCCCUGAUUCCUCAUCGUCUCACGCCUCGUGCUAAAUCCACCAAGUUUUAUUCAUGGGCAUUCCGCAGUCAGCUCAUCACGCCUGCCAAGCAAGCUUCGACGUCGGAAACGCAUGAAUCGGAGGCUUCGACUGACGGGCCCGUUUCGUACGAUCUGUGGCAAAUUGGCCGAGUCAAAGUUCUCGUUCGCAGUCGCACUGAUACAUGUGUCCAGUCCUCUCAAGGGCAGCUGGUGCCAAUCUACUUGAAGGCAAAGCCCGAGCUCUUGUGGCAUGUCGGCAAGGAAGAGUUUUCCCAAAGCGCGAUCGCCAAGUUAUGGACGAGCGCAUACCUGCGAAGAGGCGCGCGUCUGGGCAUUGGCUCUGUGGAUGUUGUUUCUCACACCGUGGUGGAUGUGGAAAUGCGCGAUGGGCCCAGUAUGCUGAGGGAGACCUUGGCCAUGGAGUUUCAGCCAGUUGUGGCGCUCAAAUUUUUCGAAAAGCUCGUUGACGAGGUGUUGCAGUUGCCAUUUGAAGGCGCCGGGUUGGUUCGCUAUCUCGCCAAGUCCGAAAACGUCACCUUCCACUCGUUUAUUGCUCCAGAGAGCAACGCGGCCGGUCUGACGGCCGCACCCAGCGGAGCCGAAAACCUGCACGAGCAGAACGCGUCGUCCGGUGCGACGGAUUUGUCGUGUAUUGACUUUCGCUUUGUUCCUCGGCUCGAGUUUGCGACCGACAUUGCGUUUCUCUAUCCAAUCCGCAGCGCUCCAGCCGCCGCGAGUGGGCCUAGCGCGCGCUCUGGCAAGGCAUCGACGACAGAGGCAGCCGCCAGUAAGCACACCAAGAAACGGCGCCCGAGCCAGGGCGAGGAUGGUGCCAGCCAAGCUGAAGGCGCUGCUGCUGCUGCUGUCGCUGAUCAGGAUAAUGCCGAGCUCCAGCUACAGCAGCACUCCAAGAAACGCUCUGGUAAACCCAACCACCACAAGCAGCAGCAGCAGCAGCACGAGAAGCAACAACAUCACCACAGUGGAAAUGCGCACCACCGACCACAUCAGCCACAUCAGCCGCGAAGCAAGGAGCCCCACCGACAAAACCCCAACAACCACCAAGGCACGCACGCACGAAAAGGCAACGACGACGGGCAAUAG
Molecule: messenger RNA, 2562 nt
Organism: Capsaspora owczarzaki ATCC 30864
Lineage: Eukaryota; Filasterea; Ministeriida; Capsasporidae
Exons: 3
Coding region: 1-2562 (853 amino acids)
Biological process (GO): snRNA transcription by RNA polymerase III; positive regulation of transcription by RNA polymerase III; snRNA transcription by RNA polymerase II
Cellular component (GO): transcription elongation factor complex
Source: RefSeq, a predicted model, not a curated record